AUGUCAAAGUAAUAAUCAUAUACCAUUUGUGACUAUGGAGAAUGUGAGACCACUAUUGAUUAAGAUCAUCAUAUUCAUGAUCAUGAUCAUGGCCAUCAUAAUCAUUGUAAUCAUAAUCACGAUCAUGAUGAUCAUGAUUCCCAUGAACAUGAUCAUCAUUUUGAACCUGAAGUAGAACGAAGUCAAGAUACACAAUUUAUAAAAUUCAUAUUUGGAAGUUCAGAUUAUAAAUAAGCAAUGAUCAUAGCACUUUUGUAUAUUGCACUUGCUGUUUAUUCGUUUUAUUCAGGAUUAACAAGUUCCAGUGCGCAUUUGACAGAGGAGAGCUUUGAUUGCAUAUUAAAUUCAAUAGUUAUUGUGUUUUCUAUCUAUUGUGGAAUUAAAGCAAAGACCUUUUAAUCAACAACAACCUUCCCUUUUGCAAUGUAAAGAUUAGAAUAUUUGUCCUCAUUCACAUUAUGCAUUCACGUAUCAAUAUUAACUAUGUUCCAAAUAUCAAGAAAUGCACAUGAAAUCCUAGAGGAUCUUGAUGUUAUUAAUCAUCCUACUGAUGAACAUUAAUUAAAUUAAAAUAAUGAAUUGUACUAUGCUUCAUUGAGAAUAGCCUUGUCAUUUAUAGGGAUCUUCUUAUUUGUUGAAUACAUCCAACCAAACUUCACCACUGAUAAGGAGCAACUUCAAUAGUUUAUACACAAUUACAAAGAUUUAAUAGGCUCAAAUCCAUCAAAAUACUAUUACACUCAUUAUUUGAAUAUGCAUGCCAUAACUAUGUUAUUUUUAUGUGAAUUACUCUUCAACAUAGGUACAUUUCUAGAGUGCAUGCUUGAUAACACCUUGUCUUAUGCAGCCAUAGGCACAAUAAUUGCCAUGACCAACACUAUCAUUAUUAUAGUAGAAUAUUUAUUUAAGUUUAGAUUUAAUUAUCACCAUUGGUUCAAAAUUCUAUCUAGGCACUUCUUUUGGCAACAAACGAGAAAUUCCCAGGAAUAAGACAACGACUCUCAGAAUUCAAUAGUGAUAUCUAUAUAUGGAAUCAUGGAGCAGAACAUAAUGCAAUUAUCAUGGCAUCAGGAUAGAAUAAGAGAGAAACUAGACAAAAGAUUAAAGAAAUAGUCAAUAGUAAGUUUAAAAAUUGCUUUGUGAAUAUUGCUUGAUUAUUUAUAAACUCAGAC
Paramecium octaurelia is the source of this 1172-nucleotide messenger RNA. Lineage: Eukaryota; Ciliophora; Oligohymenophorea; Peniculida; Parameciidae. The record is from the annotation of a GenBank genome assembly.